AUGGCAGACACGCUCAAAGAUCAGCUCAUCACUUUGGCUUCGACCGGAGAUGCCGACAAAAUGAUAACCCUCCUGUCAACAAACAAAGAAGCCCCGUCACAAGAGACUAUCCAGGAGGUGCUGACGGCAGCUGCAAAAAGUUCCCAGUUUGAUGCUGUCCGCUUCCUUUUGGCAAAAUAUCGCUCGAUCCCUCUCAACGAGGAAAUCGUCCGAGCAGCAGUCAACACAGGUUCAAUCCCGCUUAUGCAGGCCCUCGUCACCAAGGAUCCAUCUGUGAUCAACAUGCAGUUCGACAUGCGGGGAACACCUCUUGUUGUUGCCUGCAUGGGUCGACAGCACAUUGACUUCCUUCGAUUCCUUCUUGAGGCUGGAGCAGACCCCAACCAAGACCCGGAUGCAGCUGCAUAUCCGCUUGCAUUGGUUGCAGGCCUGUACAAGGACACUGCGGCGAUCGACCUGCUCUUGCAGUAUGGUGCUAAGAUUGAGCAGUCAGGUGCACUUGGUGCUGCAGCGAGGCGCGGCAAUGAGCCUAUGAUGCGGUACCUGCUGGAUAAAGGUGCUCGGCCUGAAAGCGAUGCCACUUCUACGGGAGCUGGUGCAUCGCCUCUUCACGUGGCUGUCAAGGCUGGACAUGUCGGUGUAGCUAGAAUCUUGAUGCAGCAUGGAGCUGAUCCCAAUGCUACUGAUGCUAGUGGUACUUCGGCUAUUGAGCUUGCUAAGCAGUUGCAGCAGGAGGGCAAGGCUACGUCAGAGAUGGUGGAGGCUCUAGAGGGCAAGUAG
Molecule: messenger RNA, 780 nt
Organism: Fusarium redolens
Lineage: Eukaryota; Fungi; Ascomycota; Sordariomycetes; Hypocreales; Nectriaceae
Product: ankyrin repeat-containing domain protein
Exons: 1
Coding region: 1-780 (259 amino acids)
Biological process (GO): regulation of barbed-end actin filament capping
Cellular component (GO): cytoplasm; nucleus
Molecular function (GO): protein binding
Source: RefSeq, a predicted model, not a curated record